AGUGCUGCACUUGUAUUUUUUGCAGCUACCGGCGGGCUAUAAUGCAUGCAGUGCGUGCGAUGCGGCAGUCGUUACUCGCGAACAGACUGUCUGUGGACAUCAAAAGAAUCUAGAAACAAUCCACACGUAAACACAAAGUUCUCAGCUCCUGGUCGGUAAACAACAUUCAUUCAGUGCUAGCUCGGAAACAAGCCGAUCGCGAUGGCUCCCAGCGACACACCGGCCUGGCCGAACCCCUUGGAACCGGGCACGGACGUUGACAAGCCGGCCAGCCAGGCAGCCAAGGCCGCUGGCAGAUCCCGGGGCGGCGAUUUGCUGAGCCUGCUCCGUAAACACGGAGUGUCGUUCGCCAUGCUGCUGUCUGUCUGGGGAUUGGGCUAUUUCCGAUUCAGCUGGAGCUGGUUGCUGCUGGCGACAGUGCUGAUGGUAUGGCGGGAACGCAACAGUCAGCAGAAGCACUUGACCAUGGAACUUGCCCGCCGUGCCACGCAAAAUGAGAAAGAGACGAUACUUAGCGCCGUCAACAACUUGCCAUCUUGGGUGUACUUUCCUGAUACAGAGCGGGCUGAAUGGCUAAAUAAGAUGGUCAAGCAGAUGUGGCCGUUCAUUGAGGGCUACGUGGUGACCAUGCUGCGAGACACGGUGGAGCCAGCGGUACUGAAAGCUCUACCGUCGUACCUCAAGUCCUUCAAAUUCGAAACCAUCAAACUUGGCACAUACCCGCCACGUAUCGGAGGUGUCAAGGUGUACACAGACCAGGUUGGACGAGAUGAAAUUAUUCUGGAUUUGGAACUCUUCUAUGCUGGUAACUGUGAUAUCGAGAUUAGUGUCAAAGCCCUCAAGAGAAUCAAGGCUGGCAUUGAGAGCCUCCAGCUUCAUGGCACUCUGCGGGUCGAGAUGAAACCAUUGGUUGACAAGGUCCCGCUGGUUGGAGGAAUGUCCAUCUAUUUCCUCAACAAACCGGCUAUUGACUUCAAUCUGACCAAUUUGGCAGAUGUCCUUGACAUCCCAGGAUUGAGCGGUAUCUUGAGGACUAUCUUGGAGGACCAGCUGGCCAACUUCCUUGUCUUGCCCAACAGAUUGCCCAUUAAGCUCAUCGAUGAUGUGGACAUCAGCAGUCUCAAGUACCCGAUGCCCCAGGGAGUGCUGCGCAUCCACGUAAUUGAGGCGAAGAAUCUUGUGGCCAAAGAUUUCGCAGUGCUGUCCAAGGGCAAAUCAGACCCAUACUGCAUUGUCAGAGUUGGAUCCAAGACUUUCAAGACCAAGGCCAUGAAAAGGACAUUGACGCCAGUCUGGGAUAAAUACUUUGAGGCCAUUGUGUACCAAAGCCAUGGCCAGACGCUGGACAUUGACGUCUGGGACAAAGACGAAGGACCAGGAAAAGAUGACGCCCUUGGAACAUUGAGCCUGAAUGUGCGACAUGUGGCUGAUACGGGACAUCUGGACGCUUGGCUUCCCUUGCAAGAAAUCAAGCAGGGGGAUCUUCACCUGGAACUGACCUGGUUGACACUGACGGAUUCCACCAAGGCCAUCUAUGAGCUUGAGGAGGAACUCCAAGAGGAACAUGAUGAGGAAAUGGAGGAGCGCAUGGACAUGAAUGCGAGGAACAAGGAGGAGGAUGAUGAUGAGGACAGUGAUGAAGAUGACACGUCCAUGUCUGCAGCCAUCUUGAUCGUCAAGCUGGACUCGGCUAAGGACCUUCCGAUCUCCAGUCGUUCCUCAUCUUUGCCGCAUCCUUACGUCACGAUGACCGUUGGACGAGACAGUAAAACCAGCCAAGUUCAGAGUGAGACAGUUUCUCCUGUGUGGGAGGAGGUCUUUAAUUUCCUGGUCCAGAGCCCGAGUCUGCAGAACCUGAAAGUAGAGGUGAUGGACAGCAGGAAGGAUCGCUGCAUUGGCCUCCUGAUGCUACCCAUUAAGAAUCUGCUCCUGGCUCCCAAUCUGGCCUUGGAGCAGCCGUUUAAGCUGGAUGGCUCGGGGCCUCAUAGCUUGGUCACUCUCAAGAUGUGUCUCAGGGGAUUGGAGCGUAAAAAGACCCUCAAGGUAACCAAUCCAAGAGCUGUUUUGAUGUCUGAAUCGAGUGUGGACGUUGAUGAUGCAAACACUGACAGCCCAGAGCUGAAACCCACACGAGAGACCGCUGCCGUCUUCAGGGAGAGCUCGGUGGACCAACCCAUCCCAGCAGGACCCCAGGGUGACUCGCUGACCAAACCCAGUCAGCCGGACACCAUGUCGGUGUCGUCCAACCCUGAACAGGCGCAGCCGGUCAGCGAUACGGAGCUGAGGAAAAGACUGGUGCAGCACUCAAAGGAUACAGAAGAUGCCCCACUAGGCAAGCUGCAGAUGACUCUUAGGUACAGCACACCCAGAAAUCGACUGAUAAUAGUUGUACACAAAGGAGUAGACAUCAAGCGUCGUGGUUCUGAUGAUCCGCCCGACACGUACGUCAGAACAUACCUGCUUCCUGAUAAGUCGAAAGCCAGCAAACGUAAGACCAAGGAGGUGAAGGACACACAUGAGCCAGUCUAUGACGAAACACUGGAGUAUAUGAUGAGAGCAGAAGAGGUCAGUACUCGGGCGCUGCAAGUCACGGUAAAAGAUAGCUCCCGGUUCAUCUCUCUGUCGGACCCUGUGAUUGGUCAGAUUGAGAUUCAGCUUGGGGAGUUGGACCUGAGCAAAGCGACAACAGAAUGGUACAUUUUGAAGCCUGUUGAUUCAGAUUAGAUCUUCCCAGUAUUGUCCUCGCCUAGUGUCUUCAAUAACUUCAAGAUUAGCAAGGAUGCUCCUCUUGCUUCGGAAGAUAAGUAACCAAUACAUCACAGGUCAAAGGUCAAUGACCUUAAUGACGUUUUACUUGGUAACGGGAGAUCUUCCCUUUUCUAAUAGACAGGGAUGCAUGGUGCAUUGUCUUCCCAAAAGAGGUAGAAAGGUUUAUGGAGAAUUAACAAAUUAAUGUUUUUAACGAAGUAAAAUUUAUUGAGGCUGGUUAGUAUUUAUUGGGAGAACAGUGUAGUUCAUGUAAAUGUAAUUUCAUGCACAUCUUGGACAUUUUGUAACAGUAUUCAUAUUUUCUUAAACAGGGUUGGACUUUUCUGUGUUUUAACAAGUCAGCUAGCACUUUUUCUCACAGAUUAUUUGUGAUCUUGUGAAAUUUAAAAUAUGGAACCAAAAUACUUUACUUCUAAAUUCAUUGGAAUGGCUAAAUCUUAGACCACACAGCUUGCCUGCCAACACUGUGCCUUGAAGAUCGUUAAAAAUAUCAUUUGGUGUGGACUUGAUGCAGAGCCCCCUCAACCACACAAAUGACAAAGAACGCCUAAUGGCGUACUAAUUAGUGAGCACACAUACACAAUUAAUCCUUAACUGACUAUCAUGAGAAGGCGACACAGUGCAAUCUGGUGUUUUUGAACAGUCUGUUCUGUGGACUCCAUGCAUGCAUGUUACUUGGCUCUCAGCAGAAAUUCAUGGGCUCGGUGCUCAAGUACCCCCUCAACGGUAAGAAAGAGAGAGUUGGGGGAGACCACUGGGAGAGACAUUGGAACGCAUUGCCGACGACGCCUGACGUUCACGCGAAGACACCAUGGCUUUGUGCACAUUCAGAAUAAAAUACGGUUUGCAUGCUUCUUGGUAUACGCACAUGGAAAUAAGUACGCGCAAGCAGGUUGCCCCGUUUAUGGAGCUCUCAAAAGUAGUGAAAAAGCUUGUAUAAGAUUUGGAGGUUUGCGUAAUGAAGAGAGCAAUAAGAGUAUCUGACAACGGGCUGAGUAUACUGUCAGAAACGUUGAGUUUCCCCAUUUCUUUCAGGGAGAAAAAUGUUGCAACCUGACGCCACUUUUUUCUUCAUUUAUCAUCUCAAUGAAGGUCAUUCAUUGCAAAACUGUUGAAAAGACAUGUAUCUGGGACUGAGAAACAUUUCCAAUUUUGUCAGGAAAUACUAGAACAUUUUCUUGACUCUCCAUCGACUUUGCGCACAUUCUUUCCCUUUUCAGAACUUCACAAACUCACAAAAGAGGUUUGUUUCACGGUAGCCAAUAUACACACUCUUCUGUAUCCAAAUGUAUAAUUGGCUGACAAGUUGCAUACAGUAUUAAGUGGCUCUUUUGCACAGCUCAAAAGUAUUUUAAAGUUUUUUCAAAGUGGGGAUUCCUCACUGGAAAGUUAUGCACAUUUGGACAACACAAGAAGAGGCUAGCUGUCUCUUGUUGGACUCGAUUUACUGUAUUAUAUGGACUUGAAUUAUAUUUUUACGCCAGAUUUUAGUCACAGUAUUCUGGUAUUUAUAUUGAGGUUAUUUUAAGAGGAGAUUAAAAGCUCACAACAGGAGUACAUAUGCAUUGUCGACCAUGAAGACAGCUGUAAAAGGCGUAUGACACGUCUUCUUUAAAAGUAUAACUAAAGUGUGUUGUUUUAAAAUAUUGAUAUAUCACGUUUUGUAGAUUGAGUGGGUGUUUGGUGUAUAAGAAGUUAGUGGGUUUUAAAUUUUAAAGCAUAUUUAAGAGUAUUGUCGUUUUGUGGUUUUUAUAUCAUGGUAAGAGGUUUUCAUUAUUUUAACUACAGCAAAGAGUGGAGUCGUGGCAUAUCAGGUGUUGGAGAGGGAGAUAUAUUGACACCUCACUUUCAAAAAGAAAACAAAAACAUAAAAAUAAUUAAUAUUAAACACCAAGAUUUUUAAAUACCAUUAACAAAUAAAAUUCCAUAAAAACGGGGAAAAGUGUUAAAAGAUUCAAAAUUUUGAGUUUUCGUUAUAAAACGAUCGUCUUGCCCGAAUCCCCCUCCCCACUAAUGUACCACUAAAAUGGAAUUUAUGCUUGCUAUAUUAGAUAUUCGUUGGAUUUAUGUGAAGGUGAAUUGGCGUAUAUUAAACCAUUUGAUUAUAUUUGUUAUUGCAUAAUGAUCACAGAGAUAUACUACAGCUAUACACACUAGAUCUUACUAACUGAAAUAAUAAGUGGAUGGUAAAGUAAAAAAAUGCUUUUGCUUAUAAAAUCCCCACAACAGUUUUCAGAUCAAAAAGCGUUUUAAUAGGUUAUAAACCAAAGGUAAUUUGUUUUGAUCUUCCAAAUGUUUCGAGUUGUUUCGGAACAAUUUGUUUUGCACUUAAUUUUCAUUUUGAUGUUGAGAUUAGACAUUUUACCUGUCAAUGCAGUUUGCUUUUAUUUAGAUGUGGAUAUUUUGUUGGGGGAUGUGUUUGUCAAAUGGGUUUAUCUAACAGGCUGUUGUGGUAUAAGGGUUUUUAUUUUUGUUAAUGCCAUUUACAAUUUACGGUAGAGGUAUUUUAAGGUACUUUGAUGGUAAAAUAGGAGUGGAAAGUUUGUUUUGGGUGGGUAGAGUUCGUUAGAUAUUUUUGUAACUUUCCGUUUUUUAUUAUUACUCUUCAGUCAAUAUCUGGUGCUGCAUUUUAUAUUCAUAUCAAGUAUUUUUGAACAAGGACAGAUUAUCGUAUUGUUCAUAAAGUGACACAUAUCAGACUGACACAUAUUUCUCUUCCAAUGCAAAAGCUGAACAAAUGUAGAGUAUAUGUCAGACUUGUGUCUGCUAGGCUGCUAUGGUGCUUAUUUAAGCCUCUCCAAUGUAGGCCUCAAGUCUUGGUGCAACGUGUGGGUUGGGAUGUCAGGACUUGAUCGUGUGCAUGGGGGGUUUUCAUCAAGUCAGACAGACAGUUUAUUCGUUUUUUAUCUCAAAGGAUCCUCGGCUACAUUGUGGUCAUUAAUUAUACAUUCAAAAAGCCAUUUGUGAUAAAGUGUGAAGUUUAUGGCUAGGGAUGAAUUUCGGUCCUUCACUGUGCAACUUGAUGGAGGUGACGUUUAUUUACAAUAUUUUCUCGUACUAAUAAUACUGAAAUGAUGGUGUAGGUGGGUAUUCAUCAGCAAGGAAAUAAUUGGUUAAUUUAAUUGUUCUUUUGCGUUUAAGUUUUUCAAUAGUCUAAUUUAAUGAUGUAAACAUUUUGUUCAAACUAAGUGACUAUUUUACAUAGACUAGCAGGGUCGGAAACGGGACUUGUAACAUUACCUGUUUCAAUUACAGCGAAAAUAGUACUUUUGGAUUAAACAUUUCACUUGGAAUGGUAAAGUAAUUUAAAUUUCUCACAUGAGAUUUAUCAAGUUUAAUUAAAUUAUUUUUAUGGCAUUCCUUUGAUUUUGAAACAAAAAUAUCGGACUUUCCCGCGAAAAUUAGACGGUAGUUACUGUGCUCAUUCGUUUUUGUUAUUUUUGCUUUCAGAUCUGAAAUUAGUUAAAAUGGACGUCUCCCUUGCAAUCAGCGGCAUUCUUUUCGGUUUUGUAAAUUCACUCUCUAAAUGUAUAAGAGUGAAAAGGUCACUCUCCAAAAGAGUGAAUUCCUUAUAACACCACUCCAAUGAAGCGAAUCUCGUAUAAAAACCACUCCAAAGAAGUUAAAACCACUCCAAAAAAGUGAAAUUUCCACUCUUUCGAGGAGCCACAUAAGGGAAGAGUUGUCCCUUAUGUGGCUCCUCGAAAGAGUGGAAAUUUUACUCUUCUGGAGUGGUUUUCACUCUUUUUGGAGUGGUUUUCACUCUUUUGGAGUGGUUUUUAUUAGAGAUUCAAUCUUUUGGAGUGGUUUUAUAUAGAGAUUCACUCUUUUGGAGAGUGACUUUUUCACUCUUUUACAUUAAGAGAGCAGUGAUUAUGAAUGCACAAGAUGUCAACUCAAGCGUAAAGUUACGUACGCGUUCUUGUCACGAAGUGCACUGAGUUAUUCACUUGAAGGUAUUAAAACCCGAAGAGACGAUUGCCGACGUUUGGACAGUUUCAAGAAGAAAAAAAUGCAAAAUUCUCUGAAAAAGUUGUAACAAUAAUUAUAUGGAUUUAAUUAGCCUGAUUGAGUUACGUUUACGUUUUGAUUAUUUUCAAAAAGGACUGCUUUACGAUGUGUGGUUUGCAGAGGCUGAACAGAGCGAUGCAGUGUAAUGUCUAACAAAUACAGUUUACAAACUCAUUGUAAAAAUAUCAGUGGUGUCAUGAUUGAUUGGUUGAUUAAUUGUUGGUUCACUAUCAACAACUUGUACAGUGCAAAUUAAAACCAGUAUUUACCACAU
This is a messenger RNA of Patiria miniata (bat star), 7054 nucleotides long. RefSeq names its product extended synaptotagmin-2-like. NCBI's taxonomy places the organism in Eukaryota, Metazoa, Echinodermata, Asteroidea, Valvatida, Asterinidae. Gene Ontology annotation, molecular function: lipid binding. The transcript has 26 exons. Gene Ontology annotation, biological process: lipid transport. The record is from RefSeq and is a predicted model, not a curated record. The coding region runs from base 202 to 2724 and encodes 840 amino acids.